AUGGCUAAACAUCAUCCAGAUCUUAUUUUCUGCAGAAAGCAACCUGGUGUUGCUAUUGGAAGAUUAUGUGACAAGUGUAAGGUUUUUAAUAUUAUUCUAAGCGUUUAGAAACAUUUCCAAGGUUAUUCAUAUGUUUGGCAUUCUUGUUAUAGGCGACGGAAGAUGUGUGAUUUGCGAUUCAUAUGUCAGACCGGCCACAUUAGUCAGAAUCUGCGAUGAAUGCAACUACGGAUCGUAUCAGGUAUGCGAGAAGAGUGGAUAGGAUUGGAGGAAGUGUUAUUAAGCUGUAAUAAUAAUGCAGUUUUUUUAGGGUCGGUGUUUAAUCUGUGGAGGUCAUGGUGUAAGUGACGCUUAUUAUUGUAAGGAAUGCACAUUAAUGGAGAAGGAUCGGGAUGGAUGUCCGAAGAUCGUUAACCUGGGGUCGGCAAAAACAGAUCUGUUCUACGAACGGAAGAAGUACGGUUUCAAGAAAACGUGA
Molecule: messenger RNA, 478 nt
Organism: Bursaphelenchus xylophilus (pine wood nematode)
Lineage: Eukaryota; Metazoa; Nematoda; Chromadorea; Rhabditida; Aphelenchoididae
Source: the annotation of a GenBank genome assembly